AUGGAGCGCAGACUCUCCCAAAAAGCAGCGCAAAUGCGCCAACGCCUCUUCACUCGAACUUCAAGUUCUCGUGGCCGCGCAGCAACAAUGGCCUCCCCCGCUCCUGCAACAAGCACAGAGACAGAAAAAUCUACAUCCAAAUCUAGCAUUCGCUCCCGCUCAGCAACAACCCCCGUCUCUUCCAACCCAACCAUCCCAGCGUCGGACAACAUCGACAAAUCCCGACAUUACCAUUUCACAGACGAACCAGGGUACUACCAGCCCGCAACGCCAUUAAUCUCCCGACAAGAAAUCGAAGAAGACCUAGAAGACAACAUCAAACAUUCCUGCUGCCUACUAGUCGAAAGUAUUGAGCGCGGGCUCCCCAUCUGGCCCUCCUUUCAUAACGAUAACAAUAUGCAGCCCAACUUGGCCAAAGCUCCACAUGAAACACGCACAAAUUACCAGGACCAAAUGACCCAGUUAUCUCUUUCACCCGUCGCUCUGGAUAACUUAUUAAUCCCUCAAUCUGAUUAUACAUCAACAACGCACUGGGACUCCGUCCGACCAACCCCAUAUUCCCCACCAAGCAAAUAUGGCCAGCCAGCCCAGAAUAGUUUCGCCUCGGCAGGUACGGGCCGGUUCUACGGUCGUCGCCUCUCCACAUCCCCCGAGGCUCAAAUAGAUGAGAUGGAAGAGCAAGAUUACGAUCUCGAUGUCUCACGUGCUCGAGGCCGAAGCUUCGGUACAGAUACUACAUCCCCCCGAUCACGAUCACGAUCCCGCUCCUCCAGCCCGGGCUUCUUCCCAUACUCCCCACCUCAAAUGGACACAGCAUGGGGUCGCGACACGACUCAAAUCCUAGAACCAGAAGAACAACUCUUCGCUGGAGACGCUUUCCUCGGCGCAGAGGGAAUAACCUGGCUACGCGCAAGUCUAGAUCAAUCCGAUCGCCCCUGGCCCACAAGUACCGCGGCCCAAGCUAAAGAGUCAGAGUCAGACCGAGGCUGCAUGACAAGUACCCUUGGCACGGGGACGGGGCCGUGUCCCGGGUCCGGACCGGCCCCACGUCGCUUCUACAGUACGCGUCGAUCUAACCUGAAUCUGGGGAAACCGCAAUGGGAUGCAGUUGAGGUUCACGGAAGUCGUGAAUCGGGUCUUUAUCGAGGAUUAUCAAUGAGGGAUCUUUCGAUGGACGAGGAGAGGAAGCGGGCACAUGAGUUCUCGUAUCCUGUUUGGAUGGGAGAUUCUGAUGGUGAUGGGGAUGUUUUGGGUGAGCAGCAAACGUUUUAUAAUAUGGAUGAGAUACCGGCACGGCAUCGACGGAAGCGCGCGUCGGAGUUGUUGAAAAAGUUGACUGGAUUGGGGAUGAAAAGGAAGGAUGAUCUGGAGAGGAGGGCUGUGGAAAUUGUAUGA
Messenger RNA from Penicillium angulare, 1395 nucleotides. RefSeq lists its product as uncharacterized. The transcript has a single exon. The record is from RefSeq and is a predicted model, not a curated record. NCBI's taxonomy places the organism in Eukaryota, Fungi, Ascomycota, Eurotiomycetes, Eurotiales, Aspergillaceae. The coding region runs from base 1 to 1395 and encodes 464 amino acids.